UCAUAUUGAUGAAGUUACACACAUGAUAGGUCCGAUUCCAUUUGUCUUCAGCACAAUAAAUGUGUUAGGUGUGCGUCAGUUUACGUAAACAAAGUAAGCCCUUGGCUAAAUUAGGCUAAAUGACACGUUAGCUUAACCGGUGUAGCUAGCUAAAUAUUAGCGAUUUCGAGCAGUUUACUACUUUCCACGAAGAAAAGAUCGCAGAACGCAAAAUUGUUGUGUUUAAUGUGUUGCGGCAAGUGGUGCCUGUUUUAAUUCUCAAUUCAAUAAGAGUCAUACGAAGCCAGUUUUUAGCUUAGCAUCCCAGUGAAGAGUGGCUAUUAACGGUCGUAUGUGCUCAUUUAGCUUUGGCUAGUUGGCUAUGCUAGCAUUGUUUGGGAACAGCUCGGACUGCUGUAGUCAUUUGCUUUCUUGCCAUUGUUUAUUAUUUGUGACUAUAGUAAAGUUUGCAUCGUGGGAUAAUGGCACCUCGCGUACAACUGGAGAAAGCGGCUUGGCGUUGGGUGGAAUCGGUAAAACCAGAAGAAAUCAAGCAAGAACACAUAGAGCUAGCAUACCGCAUCAACCUCCCGGCCUGCAAGAGAGGAGCCUGCAGGAGGAAUUGCAGAGGGAAUCCAACUGUCUUGUUGAAUUGGUGAACAGGCAUGGCUUGGGAGAUAGAUGAAAACGUUUUCCAUAAUAUUGAUGAUCCAAAUUCAGAACGCGGACAAGGUAACACCUUUGUUGGUCUGACCAACCUUGGAGCAACAUGCUACGUCAACACAUUCCUGCAAGUAUGGUUCCAUAACUUGGAGCUUCGAAGAAGCCUUUACCAGUUCCACAAUUCCCGAGCAGAGGAACACAACAUUCAAUCUGACUAUGAGCCCCAGUCCAUCUGUGAACAUCUGCAGUACCUUUUUGCUCUUCUUCAGAAUAGCAAUAGAAAGUACAUCGAUCCUUCAGGACUGGUCAAAGCCCUAGGUCUGGACACAGGACAACAGCAGGAUGCCCAGGAGUUUUCUAAGCUUUUCCUGUCUCUGUUGGAGGAUACUCUGUCCAAACAGAAGAAUCCCAGCCUGCAAAAUGUCAUCCAGCAGCAGUUCUGUGGCCAGUUUUCCUACGUUACAGAGUAAGGCCAGCUUCAUUGAGAUCUUACUUAAAAAGCCCUUUUUAUAAGACACCCCAUGCUGGCAAAUCAGCAUAAUACUGCCACCACGGUGUGUCUUGUGAAUGUGUUGUGGUGUUGGUGCUGCAUUUGUACCGCCACACUUGGUAGUGAUAUUGCCACAACGCCGGACAACGCAUAUCACACCUUGGCGCAACUGAGGGAAGUGUCAUGAUCACGUGGGGAGUUACUGCCAAGCUCCGGUCGGCAACUACAUUGGGGCAAAAAAGUAUUUAGUCAGCCACCGAUUGUGCAAGUUCUUCCACUUAAAAUGAUGACAGAGGUCAGUAAUUUACAACAUAGGUACACUUCAACUGUGAG
Molecule: messenger RNA, 1465 nt
Organism: Nothobranchius furzeri (turquoise killifish)
Lineage: Eukaryota; Metazoa; Chordata; Actinopteri; Cyprinodontiformes; Nothobranchiidae
Source: RefSeq, a predicted model, not a curated record